AUGUUGCGCCGCCUCCUCCUCUGCACGGGCAUUGAGGGCUCGAGAUGGUGCUGGAUUGACAAGGAUGCUGAAUUUUCGUGGCCAGGAGGCAGGAGAGUUGCUGAAGGAUCUGAUGAACCAGUCGUUUUGAACAAGAAAACGUCCUUAGAGGCCAAGUAUAACAACACAAUGGAGUACCCAUGGAGUGAAAUCAUAAUCGCGUAUUCCCAAGUGCUGGUUCACACCAACAAGAUGAAUUGGCAAGAGGCGUACAAAGAGCAAUCUGCCGCGUUCCAAGCAUUCUUGCGUUACUUCAUUACGCAGACUCGAUGGGUGCUGCCUGUGUUGAAACAAAUGCUGCAAGACCUCAAGACUAUUGCUGAGCUUGCAGAUGAACAAGCGUUCAAGGCCAACACAAAAGCCCCUUCAUGCAUGGAGGAUACUGCGCGUCUUGCCAACAAGGCUUUUAGCAAUUGUGUUACCGACAGAACUUCUUCGCCUUCAGAAUCUCGCAAGUGGGGAAUAUACUAUGUCGUAGGCAUUGUGAUGAAAUGUUACUUCAAGGUGAAUCGUAUAGCACUCUCCCGGAACAUCAUGCGUGCGAUUCAUGCCAACGCAGACAUACCUCCACUGGAGCAAUACCCACGUGCGGAUCAGGUGACUUAUAAAUACUACGUAGGGCUGAUUAACUUUCUUAAUGAGAAUCACCAAGCGGCAGAAGAGGAUCUAACCUAUGCAUUCUACCAUUGCCACCGAGCUUCAGACCGUAAUCAAGAAUUGAUACUCACAUAUCUUGUGCCACUUCGUCUUUGUCGCGGAAUUCUGCCAUCCAAUACAUUAUUUACUCGGUUCCCUCGACUCGGCGAGCUCUAUUCUCCCUUUGUCAUCGCAAUUAAAAAUGGUGACCUUCGUGGAUAUGACGAGGCUCUCUUAUGGGCUGAGCGACGCUUAACGGACAUGGGAACAUAUCUCACAGUCGAGAAAGCACGAGAGAUAUGUGUGCGAGAGCUAUUACGAAAAGUCUGGCUUGUUCAUGAAAAGUUUCACCAGGUUCCUAUAUCCUUGUUCCAUGCGGGAUUCCUCGCAGCCGGCCAGGAAAUGGAGGCGGUCGAAGCUGAGUGUAUGGUCGCUAACAUGAUUCACAAAGGUUACAUCCGUGGAUACAUAUCUCAUGAGAAACAGACGGCAGUGUUAUCUAAAACUGCUGCCUUCCCAGCAUUCACUGAACGAAAGUCUGCUUGA
Messenger RNA from Rhizoctonia solani, 1221 nucleotides. RefSeq lists its product as uncharacterized. Gene Ontology annotation, cellular component: transcription export complex 2. Bases 1 to 1221 code for a protein of 406 amino acids. Gene Ontology annotation, molecular function: RNA binding; double-stranded DNA binding. The transcript has 10 exons. NCBI's taxonomy places the organism in Eukaryota, Fungi, Basidiomycota, Agaricomycetes, Cantharellales, Ceratobasidiaceae. The record is from RefSeq and is a predicted model, not a curated record. Gene Ontology annotation, biological process: poly(A)+ mRNA export from nucleus; transcription elongation by RNA polymerase II; post-transcriptional tethering of RNA polymerase II gene DNA at nuclear periphery.